Aspergillus campestris IBT 28561 is the source of this 621-nucleotide messenger RNA. RefSeq lists its product as uncharacterized. The transcript has a single exon. Bases 93 to 533 code for a protein of 146 amino acids. The record is from RefSeq and is a predicted model, not a curated record. NCBI's taxonomy places the organism in Eukaryota, Fungi, Ascomycota, Eurotiomycetes, Eurotiales, Aspergillaceae.
GUUGCGAGAUUGUGUCUGUUUUGGAGGCGUUAACACCUUUUUUGAGCUUAUUUGAUUCACAGUUGGUGUGGAUUUUGCAUCGUUGGUGUAAAAUGUCCUAUUGUGUACCGGUACAAUGGGAACUAGUGGUUUCAGUCUUGUCGGUCAUCUGUCAGGCAAGUCAAGGGCAUCUCAGGUUCAAUACUCAUUGGCCCAUGCCACUUGCGUUCGUCGUAUAUACAUGCCCAUGUGUAGCUUCUCAAGUCUCCAAUCGGUUGAAAAUGACGACUCUAGCAUCUGGUGGCGGUUUGAUCAGAAUGAGAGUCGUCACCAUUGUCAUAACAACGGCCUGUCAGUUAUUCAAGCUCAUCAAUGCGAGUCAUACAUCACGAUCCCAAGACAAUAACAUGUGCCAAGGUAUGGCCACCUAUUACAUCAGUGAGGAAUGUGCCAACCCAGUUCGGGAAGGAGAUACGGUGAUUUUGGUCAACUACUGCAAGAUCAUCAGCCUCCGAUGGAAUAAAGGGAUAGGAAGAGAACCUCGCCAAGACUAGAAGUCUUGCUAUCCCCUGCAUGGCUGGUAUCUUGCGUCAAGUGUUUGAGGCGGUCCCAAUCUAUACUUCUUGGCUCCAUUACAUCAGC